Molecule: messenger RNA, 3138 nt
Organism: Hemicordylus capensis (graceful crag lizard)
Lineage: Eukaryota; Metazoa; Chordata; Lepidosauria; Squamata; Cordylidae
Gene: NUB1
Product: negative regulator of ubiquitin like proteins 1
Exons: 16
Coding region: 593-2452 (619 amino acids)
Biological process (GO): regulation of ubiquitin-dependent protein catabolic process
Molecular function (GO): protein binding
Source: RefSeq, a predicted model, not a curated record
GGGGAGGGGAGCGCGACUCCUCCCGCCCCCGAAGGAGGGACCAAGAUGGCGCCGGCUCCUUCCGCAGCCUCAGGGGCGGUGUGCCCCUCGCGGCCACGUGACUGCGCCCCUCCCCCUCGGAAUCUCCCUCUUUCGUUUGGUUGUUGACAGUCAGCAAGCUCAGCCGUGCUCAGCGCGGCCGGGCAGGUGGCGUCGCCCCCGCGUCGAACGCCGCGAGGUAAACAAACGGCUCCUUCUCCAGCGCGCGCCGCCCGCCGUUGGGCCCCUGAGCUGGGCGCGGGGCGGGCAGCAGAGGCCGAGGGAGCGGAGCGCGCAGCUCAUAUAGAAAUGGCAUUGCCCAGCAAAGAAGAGCACAGAUUUGGCUGGAUGGGUGGAAGGAAUCAAAACUAAGCCACUGACCUUCUGCUUAUCCAUAUGUUGACUGAAAGAGAAAGUCUCUGAAGGAACCAGGAGUUGCUUUUCUCUGGCUUCCUACUUGCAUCACAAAUCCAAAAAUACCGAAAUACUGGCAGGAAUUUUUGGCUACUUCUCUAAAAUCUGGCAGCAGCUCUGGCUACACUGGGAUCAAUGGCAGAUACUAAUAUGUGGAAGGAUGGCACAGAAGAAGUAUCUUUCCGCAAAGUUGAAGAACUAUUUGCGAGAAGACAAGAUUCAGCUGUGGAAACUGCCAUACACAAACAGCAACAAAGAGGCUGGUGAAGAGCUGAAAGAUCUCGCAUUGCAGUAUGCAGCAAGAUUAAAUUAUGCUGACAAUGAAAUAGAGGCCCUUCUCGAAGAAAUACGUUAUAAAGCAGUCCAGCGGGGAACAGGAAAUGAAGCUUUUAAGACAACCGGAGUUGCAACAUUUGAAGUAGCCUUGCCUCCCAGGAUCGGUAAAGCAAGAAAACAGGUCCUCGAGACAAAAUUGGUUAUCACGGGCAAGGAGCUCAGAUCUCAGAUAGCACAAACAUAUGGAUUUGAAGAAAAUUGCAUCAAAAUAAUUAUAAAUAAGAAGCAACUUGACCUGGGAAAAACAUUAGAAGAACAAGGCAUAAUGCACAAUAUCAAGGUCAUGGUGCUUGAGCUAAAACUGAGCGAAGAGGAAACUAGAAGAAAAGUCAGAGAAGAGGAAAUGCAACAUGAGGAAGAGGCUGCAAAGAAAAAAGAAAUGACUAAAAGGAUGCAAAGAACAAAAAAAGGCUUAGAAAUACUUGCAGAAAGAGAUGAUUCUUUGGAUCCAGAUUCAACACCUUACCUGGACAUCGCAAACCAAACUGGAAGAACAAUCAGGAUUCCUCCACAAGCCAAAAAGGCUCUUUUGUUAGCUAUGGGGCAUCAUGAGAAGGGCAGGGCAUUGUUGAAGAAAAAAGAAUAUGCAAUGGCUUUGCCUUUCCUGUUGGAUGCAGAUAAACACUUCUGUGAAUGUGGUUCAGAGCUCCUGAACACAGUUGAUAAUUAUGCAGUGCUGCAGCUGGACAUAGUCUGGUGCUACUUCCGCCUGGGGCAGCUGGAUUGCCUAGAUGAUGCUGAGAAAAAGCUCCUUGCUGCCCAUGAUUGCUUCGGAAGGUGUUACGGAGAGAACCACGAAAGACUGGUCACUAUAAAAGGAAGUUCUGGAAGAGAGAAGGCUUUAUUUUUAAGGCUGUAUUUGCUUCAAGGAAUAAGCCAUUAUCACAAUGGCAGAGAAAAGGAGGCUGCUGAAUAUCUUCAGAAGGCACAUGGUUUGUUUCAAGAGCUGUGUAUAGAUCCUGAAAAAGUCAGUAGCUUGUUGCUUCUGGGAUUCUCCGCUCAAGAAGCUCGCCUGGGUCUCCGUGCUUGUGAUGGGAAUGUGGACCACGCUGCCAGUCAUAUUUCAAACAGGAGAGAGGAAAAAGCUCAAAUAAGGAGAGAGGAGAAAGCUAGAAGGAGAAAGCGAUUAGAAGACAUAAACUCCUUGAAGAGCAUGGGCUAUUCAGAGCGAGCAGCUAGAGAAUCUCUUCACCAGGCAAAAGGAGAUCUUGAGCUUGCCGUUAAGAUUAUGCUUGAUAACCCGCAACAGCUCCUGCCAGAUGACGAUGAUCCCGUGCCAGGGGACCAGUUUCAAGCUUCCCAGGAAAGUAUUGAUCAACUGGUGUAUAUGGGCUUUACCCCUGAGGCAGCGGAUCAAGCUCUGAAAGUAUUUAAAGGGAACAUUCAGCUGGCUGUACAAACUCUUGCUCAUUAUGGGGGAUCCCUUCCAGCUGAUCUGCAGACCCCUUCAGACAGCACCACUCCCUCAGAUGAUUCCAGUUCAUCAAAAGACUCUCCUACUGAUUCUGCAGGCACUUCUGGGACUUCAACAGAUGAAGACAUGGAAGUAGAUGCUGUCAAUGAAAUCUUGGAGGAUAUUCCGGAACAUGAAGAGGAUUACUUGGAUCUAACGCUGGAAGAGGAAGAAUUGGUCAUUAAUGAAUACAUCUCUUACUUACAGCACUUACAGACUCAGUCCAAAUAGAAAGGGACUCUUAGAAACUUCAGUUACCUGUUAUAUGGGCCAGGUUUUUUGGAGCUUCAAUCCAGAGAAAACUGCAAGUUCCACUGAAAUCAGUCAGUUGAGCUAGGAAAGCCUAACAAGUCUGCUAGAUAUCUAUGGGAAUAAAGGGUAACUAACAGUCUAAGGUGGGAUCUUGCCUUUGAGUGCAAAUAUGCUUGACCCUAUCUUUUGCCAAAUGCCUUAAGUUCUGUCAGUUGCAUAGUUCUUAAAAACUGGUAUGUGUAAAAUCUGUAUUAUUUGAUUGUAAUUUAGAGCAACACUGGAGAUCAAUACCAAUAGUAGAAAAAAUAUUUAUAGAAGAAAUAUUUUUAUAGAGAGAGGUUCACUAUAUAUUGGUGUGAAAUCAUCCUAUUUAAUCAGUUGAAAAAAUACAAUCCAUUUUACAUCAAUUUACACUACCCAGAUUUUUUUUUAACUGAAUGGGCUGACAAAAUGCUUGCAUAUUAUCCCAGUGGGACCAGCACUGAUGUAUUCUGGUCUUAGAAAUAUAGACUCAAGGGUAUAGAUCUGAGAGUUUACAAAACUUUUCUUUCCAUCCUGUAUUUUAAAUCCAGCUGUAAAUCUGUUGUGCAUGAAUUCAAAAUGCCUUAUUUUCCAGUCUCUGUCUCAUAAUGCAGUAACAACCAAUAAAAAACACACUCAUUGCA